AUGACGAGCUUUGGCGAAGAUCCAGGUGAAAUUGAUAACGCUUGGCCAGAUGUCAAGAUGCCCAUUGACGUUGGUCAUACCAAGCUAUCCAUAACCGGAGGAAUACAAGAACAGGCUGUACCAAAGAUGGAGGGAACGUCCAACGAGUACGACAUAUACAAGUCACAAUCAAUGGAAUUAAACUACGAUAACAUGAUGUUGUUUAAUCAGCAACGACAAUUGGGAGAGGUGGUCAACCACGCUCAGCCUCUUGGAAUGACACCACCUUCAAUGAUACCAGGAGCUACUCAUGAUGGCUCUAUGGUCUAUGCCUCAGUAGACAGGGUAGCUCACGAGUAUUCUUUGAAACCUGAACAUUUUUCUGCUGCUCAAGAUUCGACGUAUGGACAAGAGAAUAGUGCUGUGCCUCGUUCUGAUAGACCCCAUUCGGAUGGUUCAUCUCCUUUGAAUAGAAGUUACAGAACAGUAGCAUCCCCUAUUUCUUCUACUUCAACUGCUGAAAAUAAUUUCUAUUCCCAACAGCAAAAAGAUUCACUGGGUCUUACUCAAGGUCAAAAGUUACAGGCCGCCAAUUCUGCUACGAGAGCUAAGACAAGAAAGCCAACCGUAGAAGACCCAGAUGCUGAGUUGCUUCUGACGGAUGAUUGGGAUUUAACUGAGGAGCAAUUGCAAAGAAAGAAGAAAGCUCAGAACAGAGCUGCCCAACGUGCCUUCCGAGAACGGAAGGAAACCAAACUUAAGGAUUUGGAAGCUCGUUUAAUGCAAAGCGAGGAAGAAAAGCAAAAGUUGUUGGAUCAAUUGGACAUGGUACGUCAACAAAACUUAUCCAUUCAAAGUGAGAAUGAAGUACUUAGAUCGCAGGGAACUGUUUCCAACACUAAGUUUACUUUUCCUGAGAGUCAACAAGACUUUAUCGAAACAAUUAUGAGUGGUUCAAAGCAUGUAAUAAAUCCUGAAUUCAGCAAAAUGACAGUAUAUGAUAAUCCUGAUGACCCUGGAGCCAAGUUACUUGCCAUGACUGCUGUAUGGGAUUAUAUACAGUUGAAAGCUCAACAACUUGAUGUGGAUUAUCAAGAUGUUGACGUUGGAGAAAUUAUUGGUCAAUUACGUGGUAAUGAAAAAUGUUAUGGCUAUGGACCUGCUUAUCCAUUGGAGUUAGUUGACCAAGUUGUUGAAAAUACGAUUCUGGAAUCUACAGCAUUUUAA
Messenger RNA from Lizanozyma spartinae, 1206 nucleotides. It is a transcript of the gene FCR3, whose product is annotated as Fcr3p. The transcript has a single exon. Gene Ontology annotation, molecular function: DNA-binding transcription activator activity, RNA polymerase II-specific; transcription cis-regulatory region binding. NCBI's taxonomy places the organism in Eukaryota, Fungi, Ascomycota, Pichiomycetes, Serinales, Debaryomycetaceae. Gene Ontology annotation, cellular component: RNA polymerase II transcription regulator complex. The coding region runs from base 1 to 1206 and encodes 401 amino acids. The record is from RefSeq and is a predicted model, not a curated record.